Messenger RNA from Labrus bergylta (ballan wrasse), 2323 nucleotides. The record is from RefSeq and is a predicted model, not a curated record. NCBI's taxonomy places the organism in Eukaryota, Metazoa, Chordata, Actinopteri, Labriformes, Labridae.
UCCGUCGCGGUCUUUUAAUGCUGGAGAAGAAACGCCAAAAAAAAACCGCGCGAUAACUACGCGUAAAUAGCCACUUCGACAAUGCGUUUGAUGUGAAAUCGAGACGUAAUUCAGUGUAAUACUAAAUCUCUACGACAAACACGAUCAAAUCCAUCAAACUCUGAACCACACGUAACUAGCCUGCUAGCUGUGAUGUAGCCUUGUGGAGAAACAUGUCAGGAUCAGGUGAUUAAUCGUGUUGAACACAGGUUAAAACACUCAGGUGUGUUCACAACUUAAGUCAAGUAUCACAUCGUGUGUGUUACCUGCUAACUAGCUCGUGUUUUUUUUACGCGUAAUCCAACAACAACACUUAAAAGUUGUGCAAUAGUGUGCAAUACAACUUUUUAAAAUCAAAUGUCACUGCAGCGUUACGUGGGAUAUAAACGGAGGUGUUUUUUUUAUAUUUGAUUCUAAAAAAUAAAAAAAAUAAAUGAGGUUACCACAUGGGGCGUCGAUUUAGCCGGCAGCUUAAGCUAAAGUUAGCCACGCAGCGUUAGCUCUGUGACAGGUCGUGCAGGCAGGAGAAACCUUUGCGUGCUGUGUCCACUGCACUGCCCUCCUCUUCUUCACACUGUACAGUGAGACAGGACGGGUUGCAGUAAAGAACAGAGAGGAGGAGAAGAAGAAGAAGAAGAAGGAGAGGAGAAUUUGGGGGCGAUGACAGCACUUCAAGACACAGAAGAUGCCAGUGAAACAGACCUUGCCAAGCAUGACGAGGAUGACUAUGUUGAAAUCAAAGAGCAGAUGUACCAAGACAAACUGGCCUCUCUGAAAAGACAGUUGCAGCAAUUACAAGAAGGUACGCUGCAGGAGUAUCAGAAGAGGAUGAAGAAGCUGGACCAGCAGUACAAAGAGAGACUUCGAAAUGCAGACCUGUUUCUACAGCUUGAGACAGAUCAGGUGGAGAGAAACUAUAUCAAGGAGAAGAAGGCGGCGGUGAAGGAGUUUGACGAUAAAAAGGUUGAACUGAAGGAAAAUCUAAUUGCAGAGCUGGAGGAGAAGAAGAAGAUGAUCGAGAACGAAAAAUUAACAAUGGAGCUGACAGGCGACUCGAUGGAGGUAAAACCUAUCAUGACUCGGAAGCUGAGGAGACGGCCUAAUGAUCCGGUCCCAAUACCAGACAAACGGAGAAAACCUGCACCAGCUCAGUUAAAUUAUUUGUUAACAGAUGACCAAAUAAUGGAAGAUCUAAGAACACUUAAUAAGCUAAAGUCACCCAAACGGCCAGUGUCUCCCUCGUCCCCGGAGCAUGUCCCCUCCGCUCCCAUGGAGAGCCCUUCACAGCGUUAUGAGGCCCGUAUCGAGGAGGGGAAACUUUACUACGACAAAAGAUGGUACCAUAAGAGCCAGGCUAUCUACCUGGAGUCUAAGGACAACACAAAGAUUAGCUGUGUCAUCAGCUCAGUCGGGACCAAUGAGAUUUGGGUGAGGAAGACGAGCGACAGUACAAAGAUGAGGAUCUACCUGGGACAGCUGCAAAGGGGAGCGUUUGUCAUCCGUCGACGGUCGGCUGCGUGAAACAUUACCCCACCCCUUCCCGCCCAAUUACCAUCUGUUCAUUUGUCUAUCCAUCCACCCUGUUGUUUAGCCCCUGUUUCCCUAUUUGGUGCUUCUCUGUUGAGUUUAACAUGUGGCCUCUUAUUCUUUAACAUCUAUCCCACAAAUCAUCCCCCACAACACAAGCAUACACAGUCCCAUCAGAUUGAAUCAAUUUUCCCACAUAAACCAAUUACUACUGUUUUCCAGCAUUAUCUGUCACUAUGUGGCAUGUUUGUGAAGGCAGUUACUGGUAUUAAAGAAGCCUGCUUUGAUUCCUUAUUUUUUGUCUCUUGCAGUUUUCAACACAUCUGUUUUCUACAUCAUCCCGUCUUAUUUACAUUUAUGGUUAAGUUAUUUUUCCUGAACAUUUUCAAGACUGUCUCACUGAUUUCAAAGGCACUUAGGAAAUGAUGAGAAUGAGCAGCAGGCGUGGCUGUACAUCAUGAAUCCCUUCACUGAAGAAGUAACCGUUCCAAAAAGAAUAAGUCUCUUGCACUGUCAUCGAGGAAUAGAGGCUGCUCUCUGUGCUGAUGGUUUGUCCUGAUAAUUUGUUCAAAAUUCCUAUGUAUGAAUUUCUUUUUAAAAAAAAAUGUAUUUUGAGGAUUUGAUGUUAUUUUUUUCUUAUUUUAUGUGAUAUUCUCCAUAUGUGAAUGAUCUGCAGAAGUUCAGCUGUAUGUGGAGCAUUAAGUUGACAGUUGAUUUGUACUGUGUUCCAUUUUAUUAAAAAUGUUAUUUGUUUUAA